Talaromyces marneffei is the source of this 888-nucleotide messenger RNA. RefSeq lists its product as uncharacterized. The record is from RefSeq and is a predicted model, not a curated record. The transcript has a single exon. Lineage: Eukaryota; Fungi; Ascomycota; Eurotiomycetes; Eurotiales; Trichocomaceae. Gene Ontology annotation, biological process: secondary metabolite biosynthetic process. Gene Ontology annotation, cellular component: cytoplasm; nucleus. The coding region runs from base 1 to 888 and encodes 295 amino acids.
AUGAUGAUCGAACAGAACACUCUUAUUGCAGACCAAACCCUCCACCUACCAAGGAUCCUCUGCCUUCACGGUGGCGGAACGAAUGCCAGGAUCUUUCGUGCACAAUGUCGCAUCGUUAAAAGAUAUCUCUCAACCACAUUUCGUCUCGUCUUUGCGGAGGCUCCUUUCUCCUCCGAUGCUGGCCCAGACGUGACUUCGGUCUAUAAAGAGUUUGGCCCAUUCAAACGAUGGCUAAGAUCCAAAGAAUCACAUCCCAUGAUCCAUCCCGAUGAUGCCGUCAAGGCUAUUGACAGAAGCCUGAAGGCAGCUAUGGAUGAGGAUGAUCGUCUUGGAGGACGUGGUGAAUGGGUUGGCCUUCUCGGCUUCAGCCAGGGAGCAAAGAUUUGUGCAAGUCUGUUGUUCCGUCAGCAAGUCCGAGCAGAACGACUAGGCCUACAUCGUGCUGGCUCCAGCUGGCGCUUUGCGAUUAUUCUCGCUGGUCGAGGACCGUUGGUCUCUCUUGAUCAUCGCUUGUUGAUGACCCCUGCCCUUGUAGACGCGUCCGAAGCGUCUAUGACUGCUUUACCAGAUGAAUAUCUUCGUGGAAGCACGGAGCAUAUUUUAUAUCUUCCCACAAUCCACGUUCAUGGCACGCUGGAUGUCGGAUUGAAUGAACACCGCAAGCUGUUAACUCAAUACUGUGAAGAAGGUACUGCAAGACUGAUGGAAUGGGAAGGCAACCAUCGAGUCCCAAUAAAAACCAAAGAUGUCCUAGCAUUGGUGCGGAACAUUUGGGAUGUUUCUUAUGAAACGGGUGUAUUGACAAAGCAAUUCGAUCUGGAGACCAUAAUUCAAGCUAAAGCUCUUGGGUCCAGAACGGUUUUCAGACCUCAGUCUGGCAUAGCAUAG